Molecule: messenger RNA, 1329 nt
Organism: Poecile atricapillus (Black-capped chickadee)
Lineage: Eukaryota; Metazoa; Chordata; Aves; Passeriformes; Paridae
Product: glycine receptor subunit alpha-4
Exons: 9
Coding region: 82-1329 (415 amino acids)
Biological process (GO): chemical synaptic transmission; regulation of membrane potential; nervous system process
Cellular component (GO): synapse; plasma membrane; neuron projection
Molecular function (GO): glycine binding; chloride channel activity; transmembrane signaling receptor activity
Source: RefSeq, a predicted model, not a curated record
GGGAGUUUUACCUCAUUGGGCACAAGGCUGGUCUCAGGGCGGGAGGAGAUUAAAGCUGGUUCCCGAAGCUCACCCCAGCCCAUGUCACCCUCUGAUUUCCUGGACAAGCUUAUGGGACGAACCUCAGGGUACGACGCCCGCAUUCGACCCAACUUCAAAGGUCCACCUGUCAACGUGACGUGCAACAUCUUCAUCAACAGCUUUGGCUCCGUCACCGAGACCACCAUGGACUACCGGGUGAACGUGUUCCUGCGGCAGCAGUGGAAUGACCCCCGCCUGGCUUACCGGGAGUACCCCGACGACUCCCUCGACCUCGACCCCUCCAUGCUCGACUCCAUCUGGAAGCCAGACUUGUUCUUUGCCAACGAGAAAGGGGCCAAUUUCCAUGAGGUCACCACGGACAACAAGCUCUUGCGCAUCUUCAAGAAUGGCAAUGUGCUCUACAGCAUUAGGCUGACACUGAUCCUGUCCUGCCCCAUGGACCUCAAGAACUUCCCCAUGGACAUCCAGACAUGCACCAUGCAGCUGGAGAGUUUUGGCUACACUAUGAACGACCUCAUCUUCGAGUGGCUGGAGGAGCAGGAGGCCGUGCAGGUGGCAGAGGGCUUGACACUCCCACAGUUCAUCCUCAGGGAUGAGAAGGACCUGGGCUAUUGCACCAAGUACUACAACACAGGCAAGUUCACCUGCAUUGAGGUGAAGUUCCACCUGGAGAGGCAGAUGGGUUACUACCUGAUCCAGAUGUACAUCCCCAGCCUGCUCAUUGUCAUCCUCUCCUGGGUCUCCUUCUGGAUCAACAUGGAUGCGGCACCAGCCCGGGUGGGCCUGGGCAUCACCACGGUGCUCACCAUGACCACGCAGAGCGCCGGCUCCCGGGCCUCCCUGCCCAAGGUGUCCUAUGUGAAGGCCAUUGACAUCUGGAUGGCCGUGUGCCUGCUCUUCGUCUUCGCCGCCUUGCUGGAGUACGCAGCCGUCAACUUUGUCUCCCGCCAGCACAAGGAGUUCAUGCGCCUGCGCCGCCGCCAGCGACGGCAGAGGAUGGAGGAAGAGCUGAGCCGUGAGAGCCGCUUCUACCUGCGAGGCUACGGGCUGGGCCCCUGCCUGCAGCCCAAGGAGGGGGCUGGGGAGGGCCCUGGUGUGUACAGCCCCCCGUCAGCCAGCACCGUGCUGCGCGAAGGGGAGAGCCUCCGCAGGCGCUACAUCGACCGGGCCAAGCGGAUCGACACCAUCUCCCGAGCCGUCUUCCCCUUCACCUUCCUGGUCUUCAAUAUCUUCUACUGGGUCGUUUACAAAGUGCUGCGCUCAGAGGACAUCCACUCGGUGCCCUGA